UGAGCGAUUGAGCGUUCGAACUUCGAAAGUCGAACUUCGAACUUCGAAAGAUUUUUAUAAUGUCUGUUCCACACGAGUGGCAAAACUGCCCAGAAAAAAGCAAUCUGAUUGCAGAUCGAUUUCUUGCAUUUAAAACAUUCUUGGAUAGUCGUUAUGAUGCUAAAGUGCCUGAAGAAAACCGAUGGCAGCUAUCAAUGUUGCAGGAUUAUCUUGCUAGAUAUGAGCAGAAAACCCUUGGCUUGGUAAUUGAUCUGACAAAUACCUCCAGAUACUACAACUGGAAUGUUUUGAAUGAUGCUGGGAUAGAAUACAUCAAAAUUAACUGCAAAGGUCAUGACGAAUCACCUAGUGCGGAACAGAUCGAUAACUUUAUCACAAAUUGUUCAGAAUUUUGGAAUGACGAACCUGAGAAGAUCAUAGGUGUUCACUGCACCCAUGGUUUCAACAGGACUGGAUUUUUAAUUAUCUCUUAUCUCGUCCAAGUUUUGGGAUGGAGAUUGGAAGAUGCUAAUCAAGUUUUUUUGCAGAAUCGACCUCCAGGAAUAUAUAAGCAACCUUAUCUUGACGACCUCUGCAAACGCUAUGACGAGAGCAAAAGCCUGCAGGCGCCCGAACUGCCUGAGUGGUGCCUGGAAGAAGAGGAGGGAAGCGAGUUUGCCAGCCUUUCUAAUGCUGUAUCUCUACAUGUUUCGUCAAAGGAAGAAGGUCCUUGGGUCAAACAGACAGACCUCGACAAAAGUUGACUAAUAUUGCAUAUACAUUACAUUCCUUUGUUUUGAGUUUGAUAUCUCUUAUUGAAAUUAGUUCUUAUAAGUAAAAACGGUUUUAAAAACCUCGAAGCGAUUUAAAAUAAAUUAUACAUUAUCAGACAUUAUUAUACAUGAUUUUAAUGCUUUCCGUCAUGUUGCCAUGGGA
Molecule: messenger RNA, 915 nt
Organism: Dendronephthya gigantea
Lineage: Eukaryota; Metazoa; Cnidaria; Anthozoa; Malacalcyonacea; Nephtheidae
Product: mRNA-capping enzyme-like
Exons: 8
Coding region: 60-743 (227 amino acids)
Biological process (GO): protein dephosphorylation; 7-methylguanosine mRNA capping
Molecular function (GO): protein tyrosine/serine/threonine phosphatase activity; mRNA guanylyltransferase activity
Source: RefSeq, a predicted model, not a curated record